Messenger RNA from Entamoeba invadens IP1, 660 nucleotides. Its product is annotated as cAMP-dependent protein kinase type, putative. The transcript has a single exon. Lineage: Eukaryota; Evosea; Mastigamoebida; Endamoebidae. Gene Ontology annotation, molecular function: protein kinase activity; ATP binding. Gene Ontology annotation, biological process: protein phosphorylation. The record is from RefSeq and is a predicted model, not a curated record. The coding region runs from base 1 to 660 and encodes 219 amino acids.
AUGCUUGACAAAUUUAGAAGUGACUAUAUAGUCCAUUUCUAUGGCGCUGUAUUCAUUCCAACGAAAUAUUCAAUGGUCACUGAAUUUGCACAAUUUGGAAGUUUACAGGACUUAAUAACAAAACAGACAAAUUUAAAUACCCCAUCUAUCCAAUUUAGAAGAAAAGUAUGUUUGGAUGCUAUAAGAGGAUUACAGUAUUUACACUUUAAUGACGUGUUACAUCGAGACAUUAAACCAGACAAUAUCCUGAUAUUUUCAAUGGAUCCAACGGAAAAAGUCAAUGGGAAGUUGACUGACUUUGGGAGUGCGAGAAACGUUAAUUUAUUAAUGACUAACAUGACAUUCACAAAAGGUAUUGGAACACCAAAAUAUAUGGCUCCUGAAGUGUUAAAUAGAGAGAAAUAUGAAAAGCCAUCUGAUAUAUUUUCAUUGUCAAUUACAAUGUACGAAACAUUUGGGUGGAAAUUGGCAUAUAUGAAAACUGACAAACGUUUUCAAUAUGCAUUGAAUAUAGCAGAUUUUGUUACUGAAGGAAAGCGUCUUGAAAAAUUAGAGGAUGUCGACAGUCGAAUUAAUAACAUCAUAAAUAGAGCUUGGGAUCAAAACAAAAAAGCUCGUUUGACUAUUGAGCAGGUUUUAAAAGAGUUAGAAAGUAUAUAA